This is a messenger RNA of Sphaeroforma arctica JP610, 282 nucleotides long. RefSeq lists its product as hypothetical. Lineage: Eukaryota; Ichthyosporea; Ichthyophonida. Bases 1 to 282 code for a protein of 93 amino acids. The transcript is spliced from 2 exons. The record is from RefSeq and is a predicted model, not a curated record.
AUGUCUGCACGAAGUAAUUUGUCCCUUUUGGUGCGAAAGUGUACUUCUUUGACAGGAAAACACAACAGGAAGUUCGGCAAGAAGGGUCAGGAAGGCGCCAGUGAUGACAACAUGGAUAUUGUUUCAGCGUCAGAGACAGACACGGAUAGUGAUGACGCAGGUCCUGCGGAUGGUGCUGUCGGCGAUCAUGCUAAUAUGGACGAAUCAGAAACAUCAUCGGAUGAGGGUGAUGUAUCGGGACCAGGUGAACACCCUGGCUAUGCUCGCCCAGUCAAUCACUAG